This is a messenger RNA of Aspergillus alliaceus, 648 nucleotides long. RefSeq lists its product as uncharacterized. The coding region runs from base 1 to 648 and encodes 215 amino acids. The transcript is spliced from 3 exons. Lineage: Eukaryota; Fungi; Ascomycota; Eurotiomycetes; Eurotiales; Aspergillaceae. The record is from RefSeq and is a predicted model, not a curated record.
AUGUUGACCCAAAACAGGUACUACCGCGUUGUGUCUAGACAUCCUGGGGCCUCAGUGACGUAUAUCGUGGUCUUCAUCGUUGUCAAACGCCGCUACCAGCAUCUACGCCUCUUUCCAAACGGUGAUACAACUACAUCCGGUCGUAAUCAAACAAAAUCCACCGAAGCAGAUCAAGUAGAGUUAACUUCGAUAAGACUUGACACGACAGUCACCGUUCAAAGCAGCGAUAUGGUCAAUACCGUAGCAACUAUAGACAGACAACCCGAGGUACCAUCUAAGGAUCGCCUGACAUUCCAGGUCUCCUCAUCCGCAGACCAAAGCCUCCCAAGUAGACACAACACCAGCACCACCGGUAGCAGAGGGGAUGCGACCCAACAGCGAGAUAAGAAGAUCCGAUACACAGAAGUGCGUCGUGUCAUGUUGCUGAAUGGUUACCCGGCAUUCUAUAUACUUUUAUGGAUUCCCGGCCUGCUCAAUCGGCUGUUUGAGUCCCUUGGCCAUCACUACAGGUGGCUACAAAUCCUACAAGCAUCCACCCAGUUUAUAGGUCUUGCGAAUGCCCUGACCUACUCAUAUAAUGAAGGCUUCCGCCGGCAAAUCCGUUCAUUAUUGACGAGACAAAGACGGUCGUAUCAUGAGCAGUUGUGA